Actinia tenebrosa (Australian red waratah sea anemone) is the source of this 894-nucleotide messenger RNA. RefSeq names its product PRKR-interacting protein 1 homolog. Gene Ontology annotation, molecular function: protein kinase inhibitor activity; double-stranded RNA binding; protein kinase binding. Gene Ontology annotation, cellular component: nucleolus. Lineage: Eukaryota; Metazoa; Cnidaria; Anthozoa; Actiniaria; Actiniidae. Gene Ontology annotation, biological process: negative regulation of protein kinase activity. The record is from RefSeq and is a predicted model, not a curated record.
AUGGCGGAYGAAGGUAAAAAAGAAAAGAAAGAAAAGAAAGACAAGGAAAGCUCCAGACCUAUCGUACCAAAAACAGCGCUAGAGAUCCAGAGAUUACAGUAUGAAAGACUAAUGAAAGAUCCAGAUAAGAAUGUUAAUUUACCAGAAAAGCCCAAAGAUUGGAAGCCGACAGAUCCAAAAGAUUUUGUUAGAUUUGUGAUGGGAUCAAGUGCUGGAGCUGGAAGUGGAGAGUUCCAUGUAUAUCGGGCUACAAGAAGAAGGGAAAACAAUAGGAUAGAAUAUCUGGAAAAACAAGCCAAGCAGGAUGAACUUCAGCAAGAAUAUCAGAAAAAACUUGACAAAAAUAAAGAAAUAGCGGAAGAGAGAACAGCCAAAAAAAGAGCCAAAAGGCAAAGAAAAAAGCAAAAGAAACAGCUUGCCAAGAAAAUGAAACAAAAUGCAAGCAAAGAAGAUACAAAAGAACAAGAGCAAAGUAGUGAAGAAGAAGAAGAAGAAGAGGAGGAAGAAGAAGAGCCCCAUUUUGUGAUCAAUAGAGCUGAUAGCUGAYACCUCUGCUGCUGUAAAUUCACAUUUCGUUUCCAAAAUUUGUAAAUAGAAAAAGUACUUACAGUGCAGACAGACUAACAAGAAACAUCUGYACAACAUUAAGAUGAAAAUGAAAUAUACAUGUAGCAACUCAAGAGAGAGCAAAAUCAGCAUCAUCUUGACCUCAGGCAAACGAUCUCUAAUUCUCAUGGUUGUUGAUAAUAUCUAAGCUUUUUCCCAGAUAUAUAAUGAGAUUAAGGCUUCAUUUCUUGGUCCGGAUUGGUUCAAGUUGGACUUCACUUUGAUUCCUUUGUUUUCAAACUAUGUCUUGAUAAUCUCAUUUUAUUAAUAAAGAAACUUUUAAAACCA